AUGAAUGCAGGGUUGUCCAAGCCGCCGUACUUCCGCUUUCCCAAGAGACGUCUUGCACUACUAUAUCUCCUUUCAGAAUGCCAGUCUCUGGAGAAGCAAGAUUUAGAUAUCGGGAAGGUAUUAUGGCCUGGCUUGGGUCCUGAAAGGAAAAGCUACACCCUUUUGGCAACAAUAUCACUCCAAAAGUCAAAGGUGAAAAUAAAAAAACUCACCCUCUCCAAAGAUGAGUCCACAAAAGAUCUUCUCGAGUCCCAGAACAGGUAUCUCGAAGGUCAAAGAGAAGAUGACGGCCACGAAGGAUUUUACCCCACGGGUGGGGGGAAUGUGACUGAACUCUGCAGCAACCACACCGGGGUUCUUUUCGAUGAACUCAACCGAAUAGAUAGCAUUUCUGAAUGGGCGCUCAAAAUGGUGGACGGGACCAGGAAAAUGCCGUCUGGGAUCCUCACGGGGAACAUCUGGGCGUUGGGGAACUACUAGGAAUGCAUCGAG
This is a messenger RNA of Darwinula stevensoni, 492 nucleotides long. Lineage: Eukaryota; Metazoa; Arthropoda; Ostracoda; Podocopida; Darwinulidae. The record is from the annotation of a GenBank genome assembly.